AUGGCGGCCCACUCGCUCUCGCUCUCCCUCCCCGCCAUCGUCACGCGCUCGCGUGUGCCCCUCGCGCUUCGCCACCACCACCACCUCCUCCUCCCGCACCGCCGCGUCGCCGCCCGGGACCAGGCCCGCCGAGGCCUCGCCUCCGCCUCCGCCUCCGCCGCCGCCCCAUCUCGGGCGCGGCCCCUCGGCUACGGAGUUGGUGCAGGGAGAAGGCCUAGUGGUGGACUGGACCAUAGAGCCAUGUCAAGUUCCACGAAUUCAACAGUGGCCGCGGAGGUGUCGGUGGCUGAGAAGAGUGGGGAUAUUGAGCCGCUACCUUUUGUGCAUGACAAACAUGGAGGAGUCAUCAUUGAGAUGACGACUCCGAUGGACCCUGGAGUGUUUUCAGCUUCCUUGAAAGCAGCGCUGGCGAAAUGGAGGAAGCAGGGAAUAAGAGGUGUCUGGAUCAAAUUGCCCAUCACCCUUUCCAACCUUAUUCCACCAGUUGUAGAGGAAGGUUUCUGGUACCAUCAUGCAGAGGAAACUUACUUGAUGCUUGCAUACUGGCUUCCAAAUACAACACAUACACUACCAGUAAACGCAACCCACCGCGUUGGUGUUGGAGCUUUUAUAAUGAAUGACAAGAGAGAGAUCUUGGCUGUACAAGAAAAGAGUGGUGUGCUUCGAGGCCUAGGUGUGUGGAAAUUUCCAACUGGUGUAGUUGAACCGGGGGAAGAUAUUAAUGUUGGAGCCGUAAGAGAAGUAAAAGAAGAGACAGGGAUUGAUGCAGAAUUUGUUGAAGUCCUGGGCUUCAGGCAGAGCCACAAAUCGUUUUUUGAUAAAUCGGAUCUAUUUUUCGUGUGCCUGCUACGACCACUUUCAUAUGACAUUACGAAGCAAGACUCGGAAAUAGAGGCAUGCCAGUGGAUGCCAAUAGAGGAAUUUGCAGCGCAACCAUUUCUCCAGAAACAUGAGCUUGUGAAGUAUAUCCUCGAAGUAGGCCUGGCUAAAGUUGACAAGGAAUAUGCAGGGUUUUCUCCAAUCUCCAUAAAAUCAGCAUUUACAGACAAAUUGUCCUUAUUUUACAUGAACCGGAGGGACCCCGACAGGGCCUCAGGAUAG
Molecule: messenger RNA, 1101 nt
Organism: Miscanthus lutarioriparius
Lineage: Eukaryota; Viridiplantae; Streptophyta; Magnoliopsida; Poales; Poaceae
Source: the annotation of a GenBank genome assembly